This is a messenger RNA of Apiotrichum porosum, 1116 nucleotides long. RefSeq lists its product as uncharacterized. Bases 1 to 1116 code for a protein of 371 amino acids. The transcript has 2 exons. Lineage: Eukaryota; Fungi; Basidiomycota; Tremellomycetes; Trichosporonales; Trichosporonaceae. The record is from RefSeq and is a predicted model, not a curated record.
AUGUUUGGGUCAUCUAACCGAUCCUCAACCUCGAAGACUCCAGAUCCCCCAGCCACGUCGCCAGCAUGGGGUUCCUGGAUAUCCCAUUUCUCGCAAAAGGUCGCUACCUGGACGUACAUUUCGCCAACAGCAGAGCAACAGCCCACGUCUACCCCGCUCAACUUUGACAAGACGCUCAACCUGGAGAUGUACCCACACAUCCUUGACACCAUCAUCAUGUUCUCCCCGCGCGAAACACUGCUGGGGUUCCGUGGAGUAUCCCAAGCCACGCGUGUAGCGGCCGACAAGAUUCUGUUCACCCACAUUCUCCUCCGCGAGGUUCAGACGCGUAACCAGCCGCCUGAGAUAUUUGUGUACUUUCCAUCAGACAGUACACGCCUCUUGCCUGCAAGUGUUAAUCCCUACCACGACGAGCAGACACUCCACGGCCAACUCUGCGCGUAUGCGUACCGGCCUCGAAUGUCACCACGCCGGGAGCCUCUCGCUCCGGAGGAGAUGCAGACCCUCCUCGCCCGGUCGUUCAUGAACUGCCGGGUCGUCGAUCUCGACGGGGGCACCACUCUUGUCCGCCUGGUCUUGGCAUGCACGAUUCUUAGCGGUGCAGACUGGAGUGAUGACCUGCGCCUUGCUGAUCCCGGUGAAGAGUGGAUGCACAUCGUCAACGGGGUCGUACCGUUUGCGUCGAGGCGCGACCCAUGGCCACCGCAAGGCGUGGCUCCCCCAUUCAACGGCUGGGACAGAGGCACACCAGGUCUGGCCGUCUAUGUCGUGUGGACCACUCCAAAGAACAACAAGUACGACGACCUCGCGUUCAGUAUUGUCAAGGCCAUUGCGCCAUUGACGACGUUCCAAGGCGAGCCGGGCCGUGCGUUGGUCAUCUUCCCGCGCCUCCAGGACGAUAUCGAUGCCGCAAAGCAUUUCGACCAGGUAGCCGCCUUGACGGAUAAGGUGCGCAAGAAACUGUUUGACAAUGUCGACUGGGCCAACUCGUGGGCCGACAUGAGCCAGCUGUUGGAGAGAAUGGAGUUUGUCAGUGUGGCAGAGUACACCCAAAGGUAUGGACAUGAGGCGGCCGUGGCGGAACUCGCAAUGGAGGACGAGGGUUUCGAGUUGUAA